Messenger RNA from Eruca vesicaria subsp. sativa (arugula), 1910 nucleotides. The record is from the annotation of a GenBank genome assembly. NCBI's taxonomy places the organism in Eukaryota, Viridiplantae, Streptophyta, Magnoliopsida, Brassicales, Brassicaceae.
CUGGAGUUAAUUAAAACCGAGCCAAACCGGAUUCAAUCAAGUAUCGAGAAAAUAAACCGAUCGGUUUAUUACAUGUAGAAAAAAAAAAUUGAUCCUUUCCUUUCGUGUGAGAGUGAACAAAAGAAGCAAAUCCACCACCUCACGAUCUGAACAACCCCUCCCGGAGCGACUCGGUCGUGUGACUCAGUCCGAGUGAACUACCCUCCGAGUUUCAAUUUUUUUUCUCCCUCCUCGAUUCAACAACCAUGGACAUGAACUCGAUGGCCGCUUCGAUCGGCGUAUCCGUCGCCGUCCUCCGAUUCCUCCUCUGCUUCGUCGCGACGAUCCCCGUCUCCUUCGCCUGGCGAAUCGUCCCGAGUCGACUCGGUAAACACAUCUACGCCGCCGCUUCGGGCGUUCUCCUCUCGUACCUCUCCUUCGGGUUCUCCUCGAAUCUCCACUUCCUCGUCCCGAUGACGAUCGGAUACGCUUCCAUGGCGAUCUGUAGACCAAAGUGUGGGAUCAUCACUUUCUUCUUAGGUUUCGCUUAUCUCAUCGGAUGUCAUGUGUUUUAUAUGAGUGGUGAUGCGUGGAAAGAAGGAGGGAUUGACUCCACUGGAGCGUUAAUGGUGUUAACGCUGAAAGUAAUCUCGUGUUCGAUUAACUAUAACGAUGGGAUGUUGAAGGAGGAAGGGCUACGUGAAGCUCAGAAGAAGAAUAGACUAAUUGAGAUGCCUUCUUUGAUUGAGUACUUUGGUUACUGUCUCUGUUGCGGUAGUCACUUUGCUGGUCCUGUUUACGAAAUGAAAGAUUAUCUCCAAUGGACUGAGGGGAAAGGAAUUUGGGGUACUAAGCAGCCAUCACCUUAUUUAGCUACACUGCGAGCUAUCUUUCAAGCUGGGAUUUGUAUGGGUCUGUAUCUCUAUUUAGUGCCUCAGUUUCCGUUGACUCGGUUCACCGAGCCCGUGUACCAAGAAUGGGGAUUUUGGAAGAAGUUUGGGUACCAGUACAUGGCGGGACAAACGGCUCGUUGGAAGUAUUACUUCAUAUGGUCAAUCUCGGAGGCGUCUAUAAUCAUCUCUGGUUUGGGUUUCAGUGGUUGGACUGAUGAUGCUUCACCAAAGCCUAAAUGGGACCGUGCCAAGAACGUAGACAUUCUCGGUGUUGAACUUGCUAAGAGUGCGGUUCAGAUUCCGCUUGUUUGGAACAUACAAGUCAGCACCUGGCUCCGUCACUAUGUGUAUGAGAGACUAGUGAAGAGUGGGAAGAAAGCAGGUUUCUUCCAGUUACUAGCUACACAAACCGUCAGUGCGGUUUGGCAUGGAUUGUAUCCUGGUUACAUGAUGUUCUUUGUUCAAUCAGCUUUGAUGAUCGCUGGCUCAAGAGUUAUUUACCGGUGGCAACAAGCUAUCAGUCCAAAGUUAGCAGUGGUGAGAAGUAUCAUGGUGUUUAUCAACUUCCUUUACACCGUUUUGGUUCUCAACUACUCAGCCGUUGGUUUCAUGGUUUUAAGCUUGCACGAAACGCUCACUGCUUACGGAAGCGUAUAUUACAUUGGAACAAUCAUACCUGUUGGAUUGAUUCUCCUCAGUUACGUUGUUCCUGCCAAACCCUAUCGAUCAAAGCCACGCAAAGAAGAAUAAACUGUUGUCUUCUUGUUCGUGUAACAUUGGGAACUAACCCGUCCGGUUCUUGUUUCUUUCUGAUUUUAUGUUACAGAUUGUUUCGUUUGUUUUUCUUUCAUAUAUUUCUGUUGCUUAUAAAUUUCUUUUUUUUAUCAAGUUUCUUUUAUAGAAAGAAUCUGCAGUUAUAUCUACAGUUAAAAGUAUAAUCAUGUGAAUAAUGUGGAAACAUAUAGUGUGUACCAUAAAGAUUGCAAAGUAAUUUUCCAGGAGAUGGUAUCUCGAGAUGCUCAUCCUGAUAUUGUGACG